AUGGAGAAAAAAAUUGCUAAAAUUUGGAAGCUCCCCUCGGAGUUUGAAUUCUUCAACAACAGUGCUAAAAUCAAAAGUAAAAAGACCAAAUGGUUAGCCCCAAAACCCCAUUGGUACAAACUGAACUUUGAUGGGUCUUCCCAAAAUGUCUGCCAAGUUGGAGGUGGAAUCAUCCGUGACCACUUGGGGAAUACUGUGGCAGCUUACGCGAGCAACCUAAAGAACCAUACUAUCACCCAGGCGGAGGAAAUGGCUCUGCUAUGGGGUCAGAGAUUUGCCACAUCCAUUAGCAUUAAACAUCUGGAAAUUGAAGGCGACUCGCAGAUCAUUAUGGAAAUGGUGAGUAGUAGAUCUGUUGUUGGGUGGAAAGUUGAUCCCAUUUUGAGGGAUGUUAGGAUGCUUUUGGCUAACCUUGAUGACUUCACCAUCCGACAUAUCUUUAGAGAAGGGAAUGCGGCUAUGGAUUCCAUGGCGGUGGUUGGAAGGCUGCAGAACAACUUAAGAUGUUGGAGGAGCCCCAAUCUGCUACCAGUUACCACCAAGGUGAUCUUGGAGAUUUAA
Molecule: messenger RNA, 561 nt
Organism: Cryptomeria japonica (Japanese cedar)
Lineage: Eukaryota; Viridiplantae; Streptophyta; Pinopsida; Cupressales; Cupressaceae
Exons: 1
Coding region: 1-561 (186 amino acids)
Molecular function (GO): nucleic acid binding; RNA-DNA hybrid ribonuclease activity
Source: RefSeq, a predicted model, not a curated record